Messenger RNA from Magallana angulata, 6273 nucleotides. RefSeq lists its product as uncharacterized. The record is from RefSeq and is a predicted model, not a curated record. The transcript is spliced from 32 exons. Gene Ontology annotation, biological process: detection of mechanical stimulus. The coding region runs from base 93 to 6107 and encodes 2004 amino acids. Gene Ontology annotation, molecular function: calcium channel activity; calcium ion binding; protein binding. Gene Ontology annotation, cellular component: membrane. Lineage: Eukaryota; Metazoa; Mollusca; Bivalvia; Ostreida; Ostreidae.
CCCAUUUAAAGCUGUAUAUCGUAUUGUAUGUCAUGAUGUAGUCGGGUUCUUUUUCUCUCUCGCAAUAUUUUUUUGGCUGUUUAAUAUCCGAGAUGAGGGUCGAGUGGAUUUUUCUAGUUUCCUUUAUUUCGUGGACAUAUUUAGAUAGCCAAGUGGAUGCCGCCUCGUGUCCCAGCUACUGUUUCCACGGUGCCACCUGCACUCCGACUGGCCAUUUAACCGCCAGAUGUGACUGUACUAUAGGAUUCACUGGUGCCCGGUGUAACAAAAACGGCAUGACAGCAUUACGAAAAGAGAUUGAAGCACGUGGCAGUUUUAAUGCUGAUGAAGCUAAAGCUUACACAGAAAAGGCACUGGCUAUAAUUCAAGAUCAUAUGCAACACAACUUUGAUUUGGGAACUUCGGUGAAAGAGAUGAACACCAUUUUGUUGCAAAUUUCCUACAUCAUGGAUUCGGUGGCAGAGAGCUAUAAAGGAUUAGGCGGCUUAGAUAUGUUUCCAUUAACAGAAGAUUAUGUGACAGUCCUUUCGUAUAUUGUAACGAUUCUCAACACCAAGGGAUGUGAAGUGGGACAAAUAGUCAACUGCACGCUGAAUCAAACGGAAUACGCUUCUAUCCUUGAAAAAGCGGAGGAAAAUAUUUAUAAAAUCACCAAUAUAUUACUGAAAUCAAAGUCUAAAGAAAAAGACGACGAUGAAGAUGGCGGGGCGCAGACUUCUACGAUAACGAUUGACAGGAUGGACUUAGUCUCUUUGACCGUUCUCAAAGCGAAAGGAAAAGACCUGCCUUUUGAAUUUCCUUCCACCUAUGGGUCGGUUAUUUUACCAUAUUUUGAAACUUUUCAAGAUACCAUAGGAGGAGAGGAAAUAUGUGUUAAUGUUUUGACAUACGUAAGAAGUCCUUAUGGUUAUGUGAACAAUACAAAUGCUGUGGAUUCUGGAAUCAUAAAAGUUGUUAUCACGGACAAAAAAGGAAACAAGACCAAUUUAAAUGACAUAGAUGAUCCUGUGGACAUGACAGUGGAUAUGUCACAGGUCUUCUCAGAUUCCAGCUCUUGGAAGGACAUGGAUAAACUGUCAGACGGUCGCUCAAUGGUAGUUGCCUACCUUAACACAACUUACGAAGCCUACGUGGUAGAGUUUGACAUACAGUCUAAGAUGAAAUGUACAAUCUACGGGACGUUCGGCAAUACAGGGUAUCCAACGCAUAUAAAACACGACAUAGCUAUAAAGACAAAGGGAUUGAACCAAAUUCUGCAGCAGAAACCCACCGACCUACCAAUAACAUUCAACAACCAGAAGUUACAAAUGACAGUGUACAACACGAAGUUAGCUGUUGGUGGCGUCAUGGAUCCAUUAGUUUUAACAUUGAGUUGCGAAGAUGACAUAUCAAAGCGUAAGAAACGACAAGCCACUGUUCACAAAGCUCGAAUUCAGGAAAUAGCUGUAUAUGCAUUAAAUGGUGCUAUCUGGGAGAAACCUCCAUACGCACAGCUUAACAAGGCAGAGGGAAAUUUCGUCAAAUUCAAGAGUACAUUUUUUGGAACAUUUGCAACUAACGGCCUGUUUUUGCCUCCGAGCUCAAUCGAUUUCGAUUCCUUGUUUGCAAACUUUCUGGACCGACUGAUAUCAACUCCUCAUGUCUUGGCUACGUUCAUUGUGUUGUUUACACUGCUGAUCGUGCUAACCGUAGUUCUCAGACGAAAAGAUAAAAGGGAUCUUUUCAUGUGGGAGUUCCUGCACUUGAUUGACAACAAAACAGGCGAGGAUCACCGUUACUGUAUUUCUGUGUUUACGGCAAUUAGGUCCUCCAGAUUUACCACCUCUACCCCAUACUUCAAGCUGGACGGAAAGCAAGCCUCUACAGGAGAUCGCAUUUUAUGUGAUGGAAAGAGAAUAAAUUUUGGAAGAGGCACAUGUAGCAACUUCAUCUUGACGACAAAAUCGUAUCUCGGAGAACUGAAAAGGUUAACGUUGUGGAUUGAUAACAAAGGAAGUUCUCCGGAUUGGAUGGUGUCAAAAAUUGUCAUCGUCGAUCUAAAAACGGAUGAAAAGUAUGUGUUCCUAUGUGGCGAUUGGUUAUCUGAAAGAUAUGGAAAAUGUGAGACUUGGGCAGCGAUGGUACCUCUUUUAAAUGAAGAUUUGAACUCGGAAACCAUCUUUAACGACGCUGGUCGAAAAGGACUCUUUGAUGAUCAUCUCUGGUUUUCUAUUUCAACAAGACCGAAUUAUAGUAGAUUUACCAGGGUUCAGAGAUUAUGGUGUUUAGUAGCAUUGCUUUUCCUGUCAAUGAUAUCGUCUGCCAUGUGGUUCAAUCAAGAGCCUUCAAAAGAAACUAUGACAGAAGAGGAAAUUGAGGCUAACAGUGUACAGUCCAUCAAACUAGGACCCUUUUCUUUGAACUACAAACAGAUCUAUGUGGGGUUCAUGUCAUCGGUCAUAACUUUCCUCCCAUCUAUUGUUAUCGUCGCCAUUUUCAAAAACCGUAAGGUGAAAGGCGAGAGAUGCUAUGAAUAUAUUGAAGAUGAUAACAAGAACAAAGAUCCAAAAACAAAGAAACGCUGUAUGUUGCCUUGGUGGAGUAUUUACAUUGCCUACACACUAAUAGUCUUAUGUAUCUUGGUACCAGGCUUUUUUACGUUUCUGUAUUCUUUGGAGUUUGGUCCAGAAAAAACGAAUAACUGGAUGCUCUCUUUUGUAUUUGGAACUGCCUUAGGAGUCUUGAUACUUGAACCAUUAAAGGUUCUUGUUCUAUCUGUAAUUGUAUGCUGCUGCCUUUCAAAAACGACCGAAAGACUUUCUGACUUAGGCGAUAACUACAAAAUAAAAAAUGAGGAUGAGAGCAUGAUCAACACAAAAGUAACUUACUUUCCAUGUCCCAGCGCAAGUGACCAUGAAAUAGAUAACCAGAGAAGAAAGAGGCUUUCUAAAUUAGACAAUGAACUGGCUCAACACGUAAAGGCCUGGGUGUUAUGUGCUGCCUACGUUAUCUUAUUAGCAGUUAUCUGCUCACACAACAUCACAACAGAAGCUUUUAGGCAAAAUGAAGCUCUAAAAUUGGCCGUCAAUGAUAAAUUUCAGCCAAAUACCACUGAUGACAUAUGGACGUGGGUUUUCGACGACUACAUUCCAAUGAUAUGGCCUAAAUGGUACAGUAAUCAACAACUUAGGACAGCUUAUGAACAGAAAUUUACUUAUUAUGGUUAUGACUAUCGGAUGUCCCUUAUACAAAUCCGUCAAGUUCGUUCUGGUGGAAACUGUACUGGACCUGAUGUUAUGAUUGAGACUGUAUCAAAAUGUACAAAUGGAUACGAAAUUGCAACAGAAUCUGUCAGCAAUUUUUGUCCAGGAUGGGAAGCUUUUAACUCUUCGUGUUUUGAUGAAAACGAGCUUACCGACUACAGUUUUCUGUACAAGACUGCAAAAGAUACAAAAGGGCACACUUACUUUGGAAAAUACGCUUUGUAUGGAAAAGGCGGGUAUAUGAUGCAGUUAGGACCAAAACAAUCCUUAGUCAUAACGAUGGUUGAAAGACUGAGAACAGAAUCGUGGAUUGAUGGAGACACAAGAGCAGUUUUCUUCGACUUAAACACAUUCAAUGCCAACAGUCGGUUGUUUAGCCAUCUUAAAGUCGUUUUUGAAAUUUCCCAGUACGGAGCAAUUUCCAUGAUAACUUCGUGUACAUCAUCAAAUUUAUACCCCUAUAUGUAUGCCCUGGAUUAUAUAAUUUUGCUUCUCCAAUUUCUCUUUGUCUUUGUGGUAAUCGUAAAGAUGGUAUAUUUUGGAAUUGAAAUAUUCAAACUCAAAACGAAAUGCUGCACAACGUUUGGGAUGUGGUUUUCUCUGGCAGAGAUUAUAUUGUCCUGGAUGUCAAUUAUUUUCUUUAUAAUACGCAUCGAUAAGACAAUCAAAGCUGUGGAGGAAAUCAACUCUGGAAAUGGUGAAUUCGUUUCAUUUGAAGAUGUGGAGGUAUACGACUACAUAUACAGGCUUUCUCUCGCAGGAGUCUUUUUUCUGGUCAUUCUAAGACUUCUGGAACCUUUGUCAUUUAAUUAUCAUCUUUAUAUCCUACAAAACACAUUGAACAGAUCCAGGGGAGAGUUAAUUUCGUACGUCUUUGUUUUGACUAUUGCAAUCUUUGCUUUUGCGUCCUACCUUUACCUGACGGUUGGCAAAAUCGUCGAAGAUUUCAAAGAUAUGAUUACAGCGAUGAAAACCCUUCUUCAAAUGCUGCUGGCGAUGAUUUCGUUCCGAUUCAAUGUGCAGAUGUCGUCGUUGCAGGCUCAAAUCGUUGUAAGCGUGUUUGCGUUUACAAUAUCCAUCAUUGGUAUUAACAUCUUCAUUGGCAUUUUAACUUGGAAUUUCUAUUACAUGAAAGUGUAUGGAGACUGUGACGAAAUGGAUACAGAUUUAAAUAACAGUGACAAUAAACAAAAGGAGAAAAAACAAAUUCUGGAUAAACAGAUUAAUAUUAAACAGGAAUACGAAAUGCACAAUCUUGAAGCAAUAAAUCACGGAAAACAAUGUAAUGAAGCUAAAAUUACUAAUAGACUUGAUGACAAUAACACAGUGGACGAAAAACAAAGUCAAAGCAAUGAAAACCAAAACCAAGGCGAGAACCCGCAAAGUGGACCAAAACGAUUUAACUAUGAACUCAAUGCUCAUUUUUGGUUUAGAGUUAACGGAAUUAUUCAGCGGGUGAUUCCAUCUCUAUACAAAAAGGAUGAUCGUUUAAGUAAACGACUAGAACGGGUGUACAAUCGCUAUGACGCAAUAGCAAAAGAUGAAGUACGGUGGUUUGUCAUUGUGAGCGCCAUGAUUAUGGCAGGCAAAAAAAGACCACCGAGAAGGAUACUUCUGAGCUGUGAUAAAUCUGCUGAUAGUGGAGGCGUCUUGUACAGGUUCUACGAAUGGAAUUCACAGAGGACCCACAUUCUUCUCUACUUACCUUUCGUAAAGCUGACGGAGGCUCCAGAUAUAGAUUGUUAUGUGGUGGCAACAAGCCAUGGCUCUCUGAAUAGCUUAAAUAUACCAUAUAAAGAUCUGGCAAAAUCUUCACUUUAUGAAUUUGUUUCUAGAGGCAACCUUAUUCCGCCAAAGUUUGGCGCAAAAUUGACUUACAAAUGUUCUCCAGUCCACCCUGAGGAUUUAAUGGCUUGCACAUCUGAUAAUAGUAGGACAUGGAAUUACAACCUUCUAAGAGAAUACGACGGGUUAAAAACGUUUUCCUGCAAUCUGACAACGAUACCGACACAAGCAUUCCUCAUGCGACGACAAGACAACAUCAAAAUCGAUAUCUGGGACCUGGACAGGUAUCCUGAUAUUGAAAGACACCGCCUUCUUAUAACAGGCCGUGUGGUUCGCCCCAAGUUCGAUCCAAGAAUCACCAUCACUAUCCCGGCACACUCGUCCGAAGAACAUGGCGACAUAAUUACUUUGAUUGAAAGACCUGUCGGGCUUUUAUGUCCAAUUUUGCAUGUUUACUCAACACGUGUUAUCAGUGGUCCAAUCGAUGUGUGUCUACCAAUGCUUUACGAGCAAAUCAAUGGCAUAAAUAGUGAUAUAUGGGUGAUGAUUCGGGAGAGUAACGGAAUGUGGGAGAAGAUCAGAUGUCGUCUGGAACCCGCCUACAAUCAAAUGAAACUUCGUCUAAAUGGAAUAAAAAUGAAAACGCCAACAGCAAUAUGCGUAAAGGAAAUUACACUGCCUUGGAGACCAGAUGCUAAAUCCGGACAAGAGGUUAAAUUUGCAAGAGAAAUCAGUGAAAUUAGUGAACUUCAUGGAGUACAAAUGAAUUGGCGAGAUUUAGCACAGAAAUGUGGGGUCAACAUCACCUCAAGGUUUGAUUACCCCAAAAAUGGCUCUAUUUCUGUCGACAACAAAGUGUACACAUUUACUAUGAACAAGUGCACGUUUAGAAGGAUAACGACUCCUCCAAUGAGCGACCAAGAAAAGUGCCUGGUCAUUCUGUCACUGUGGGUGAAGAGUCUACAAAACACUCAUCAAGUGACAUCACUUGUCCCACUGUUGAAGAGGAAAAAUAUCAACUAUCUCACAGCCCAGGCCCACCUCAUCAAAAAGAGUCUGGAUCAAAAACCUUGGCAUUGAGACUUGGACGAAAAUGACUUAUAAGCCAUCAGAUACUAACAGACAAAUGUGUUAUAAUACGAACAUUUAUCCUCUGAUAUGGGUAAAUUAUGUUAAAAAAUGGAGAUACAUAUCUUCUGCGUUCUCCCUUCUUUUAACAUGGUGUGUUAAACUAUUUUCUUAUUUU